This is a messenger RNA of Closterium sp. NIES-65, 2604 nucleotides long. The record is from the annotation of a GenBank genome assembly. Lineage: Eukaryota; Viridiplantae; Streptophyta; Zygnematophyceae; Desmidiales; Closteriaceae.
AUGUCCGUGCAUGACAUUGGAGGGGAGGAGGAAGUAGGAGGGACAGUUAGAUUGGAAGCUUCUUUAAGGUUAGAUCACACGGUGGUGGUUACCCUCUCACUCACGCCUGCACCUGUUACAAUCCCUGCUCAGCGGUUACACGAGUGGUAUGUCCGGUCCGUGCAGCACAUGGGAGUCCCCUUCAACCUAUCCUGGCAGGGGUAUCGCACCUACCUGCAGCAGCUGCAGCCACUACAGCAGCACCUGCGCCUCCCCUCCAUCCCCUUCCCCUUCUCCCCCCAUCUGCGUCCCCACCCCAGUCCCCUUCAACCUAGGGGCUAUCCCACCUACCUGCAGCAGCUACAGCCACUACAGCAGCACGUGGGCCUGCCCUCCAUCCCCUUCCACCCGCUCCCCCGCGGCCCCCACGGCUUCAUUCAGUUCUCCGCCUAUGCCUUGCUUAUCAUCAUCCUACCUGUCCCCUUCAACCUAUCCUGGCAGGGCUAUCACACCUACCUGCAGCAGCUACAGCCGCUGCAGCAGCACGUGGGUCUGCCCUCCAUCCCCUUCCACCCACUCGCCCGCGGCCCCCACGGCUUCAUUCAGUUCUCUGCCUACCGCCUCUCCUCGCGCUCUUUCGCUAUCGUGGGCUUCGGAGCGCAUUACCUCAAGGACCAUCUGGGCGCUGUUAGAUGCUUAUGGCAGGGAGGCAAUGGGCUAGAGCUGAAGGCGGAACCCACAAUUAUCUACACCAAUCUGCGGGAAGAGAGUGACUACGAUGCGAUUGUCAUGCGACUUUUCCCAUCCCCUCACCUCCAUCUCCUUCUCAUCCAUCUUAAUGCGAGUUGGAGGAGUCAACCAGGGAUGCAGGUGUGCGAGUUGGGGGAGUCAACAGGGGACGCUGGUGGCGACCUCUUUCUCAAUAUUGCGGGCGAGCCCUUCCUCGCUCUCAGUCCCCAUUCCCCCCCUUCCCCCCCUUCCAUGGCCCUAUCUAUUCCUUCCAAGUUCUCACCCCUAUCUAUCUUCUAUUCCAUUGUGCCUCCCAACUUUGACUGCCUUGUCCCAUCUCUAUCCGUCCCCCCCAUCUUCCCAGACCUUCAACAAACCCCCUCCCUCACCCUCCCUCCCCCCUCCCUCCCCUUCCCUCCCCACUCCCUCCCCCCACCCUCCACACACGCACCUGCCUAUGUGCUUCAGGAGAGCUCUGCCUUGCAACAUGCCAUUGUGCCACCCCACUUUGACCACCUGUCACAUAUCUCCUCCUUGCGAAUGCACGACCUCCCUCCACCCCUCCCGUCCCUCUGCCUCAGAGAGAGCUCUGCCUUGCAACAUGCCAUUGUGCCACCCCACUUUGACCACCUGUCACAUAUCUCCUCCUUGCGAAUGCACGACCUCCCUCCACCCCUCCCGUCCCUCUGCCUCAGAGAGAGCUCUGCCUUGCAACAUGCCAUUGUGCCACCCCACUUUGACCACCUGUCACAUAUCUCCUCCUUGCGAAUGCACGACCUCCCUCCACCCCUCCCGUCCCUCUGCCUCAGAGAGAGCUCUGCCUCUCAACAUGCCAUUGUGCCACCCCACUUUGACCACCUGUCACAUAUCUCCUCCUUGCGAAUGCACGACCUCCCUCCACCCCUCCCGUCCCUCUGCCUCAGAGAGAGCUCUGCCUUGCAACAUGCCAUUGUGCCGCCCGACUUCGACGGCCUGCCGCAUGUCCUGACGAUGUGCGCCGUCCGCAUGGGGCGGCAGGUGGAGGCGAGGCUUGUCCACGAGUGGGUGAGCUACCACUGGCACCUGGGCGCCACCCAAUUCCGCCUCUAUGAUGCUGGCGCCAUGGACGAGAGCCUGGCCACGGUCCUCGAGAUCUUCCUGCGCAACGACUCGUUAAAAGUCAUCCCCACGCGGCAAUUGUCCUUUUACAAUAUCGAGUACGACGCGCACGUGAGUACCGUACCCUCCCUUUUCCACCUCCUCCACCCUCCCCCUCCCGAUUCGCCCUCCUCCACACCCUCUCACCCUCCCUCAUCCUCCCUCGGCGCCUUCGCCCUAGACUGCCUUUACAGCACACACUUCACAUCCCAGUGGGUAACCGUGUUACCACCCGACAGUUACCUCUACAUCUCCCCCCCACACACCCUCCUCUCCUUCCUCGCUCAAUACGCAUCCAAGCCCUGGCUAACCUUCGGGGCACACGAGUGGAGCACCGAGAAAUGCCGGGAGGGGAUCGUAUGGGAGAAUGUUACGACAGAGGAAUGGAUGGGGUGGAGGGAGGAGAGUCCGUUUGUGGUGGAGUGGCUGGCGUAUAGGCGGAGGGAGAAUGUGUGUGAGGGGGGUAGGGAGGAUCGGGAGAAGUGCAUCGGGAAGGAGGGGCAGCGAUCGCACUUCACUAAUCCGAGAAAGGCUGGGGUCUUGGGCUACUAUGACGUGAGAGAGACAGACAAUGGGGGGGAGCAUAUUGUGUACAGUGAGAUGCACAAGAACAUGUAUCCGAACCUGCACGAGAGGUCCGAGUUUGGCCGGACCUGCCGAGAGGUCAGUGCUGCAGAGGAAUGGGACGGGUGGGUGAGGGACGUUACUGCAGCUGAUUACGCCAAGCAGUUAAGGAAAAGCCCCCAGCCAACAGUUUAA